Messenger RNA from Salmo salar (Atlantic salmon), 3408 nucleotides. RefSeq names its product nuclear receptor subfamily 4 group A member 1. The record is from RefSeq and is a predicted model, not a curated record. Gene Ontology annotation, molecular function: zinc ion binding; nuclear glucocorticoid receptor binding; RNA polymerase II cis-regulatory region sequence-specific DNA binding. Gene Ontology annotation, cellular component: nucleus; transcription regulator complex. Gene Ontology annotation, biological process: regulation of transcription by RNA polymerase II; cellular response to corticotropin-releasing hormone stimulus. NCBI's taxonomy places the organism in Eukaryota, Metazoa, Chordata, Actinopteri, Salmoniformes, Salmonidae.
UCUGGGGACGUUUGCAUCAAUGGAAUCCCGCAAGCGCGUCACUUGAAAGGACGUCUGACUGAAUACGAGCUGAUUAGCUUCAGAUCCUCGCCCCUGCUUUGCUUGUAUGGGAAAUUACACCGCGCUCAAAACAACAGGGAACUCGGAAAUCGGAGAUUUCCGACUUCAGUGCGUUCAAGACAACUGGGAACUCUGAAAGAAACGCGUUUCGACUGGGAAAAAUCGUUUUGAACGAUCAUCCAACUAGGAAUUCCAACUCGGGAACUCGGGCUUCUUUCUAGAGCUCCGGCUUUCCGUCCUAAAGAUCACUGACGUCAUGACUUCACCUCGUAUUCUUCCGAGUUCCCAGUUGUCUUGAAAGCACCAUUAAAGGGGGCGUCCCUCUGACGUAAUGGUAAAAUAAAAUUGAUUGUAUAAAUGUGUUCCCAAGAUCUCAAUAACAUUAGAACUGCAGAGCAACUUCGGGUGCAAGGUGACUACGGAUAUUGCUUAAAAUACUAGUGAGAUAUAAACAGAAAUGAAUAAUGUCCCCCCACAUGGAGCUCAGCCUUAUGAGAACAGCCUCUACAACUCAGAGUCUCUGAGCCUGGACCUUACCUCAAGGUUAGCUAUGGAUGUGAGUAGUCAUGCCGACCAGCUCUCUGCCCCUUCCAUUCCUAGCAUCAACUCCCUGGUGGGCACUUACGCUGGUGAGUUUAAUGCCAGUCAGAUUGCCACAGCUCCUACCACCGCCUCGGACCCUGAGUCGCCCUUCAAGCUGGAUGACUUCCAGGUUUACGGCUGCUACCCUGGCACCUUGGCCCUGAGCUACUUCGACGAAGCCCUGUCUUCUGGUGGCUCUGACUUUUUCGUCAACCCUGUGUCAGCCCAGUCUCCCUGUACUCCUGGCUUCCAGACCCAGCCUGCGUCAGUUUGGGACUCGGCCUUCGGUCCAUACUCUCCCAGCCUGGACAGCUGGGUGGCUGAUAAGACUGCAUUAACACAGCCAUCCUCUUUCUUCACCUUCUGUCCCGGCUCAGUGGAGGAUCUGUCUCCUCUGGGCCAUCCACAGCCCCAGCUGGCUGAGCAAGACCCCUUCUCUCUGGGCCAGCAGCCCCCCUCCCCCCUGUCCUUCUCCCCUCUAACCCAGGAGCCAGGCACCCUAGAUGUCUCAGGCCUCAUUGAAGGGAGAAUGUCUGCGAAACCGCACAGCCCUACUGAAAACGAGGGUCUCUGUGCUGUUUGUGGGGACAACGCCUCCUGCCAGCACUAUGGGGUUCGCACCUGUGAGGGCUGCAAAGGUUUUUUCAAGCGUACUGUACAGAAAAAAUCUAAAUACGUGUGCCUUGCCAACAAGGACUGUCCAGUUGACAAGCGGCGACGGAACCGCUGUCAAUUCUGUCGUUUCCAGAAGUGCCUGGCAGUAGGCAUGGUGAAAGAAGUUGUGAGAACAGAUAGCUUAAAAGGUCGAAGAGGUCGUCUGCCCUCCAAGCCAAAAGCAGUUCAGGACCUAUCGUCUGCUGUGUCUCGAGUCGACAUCAUUGCCUCUCUUGUGAGAGAAUACAUUGAAUCAAACUCUGGUGUUGGGAAACUGGACUACUCCAAGUACCAGGAGACUGUGGUCAGUCUGUCAGAGAAAGAGAACACUUGUGACAUCAAACAGUUCUACAACCUCCUCACAGAGUCCAUGGACGUGAUCAGGAAGUGGGCUGAGAGCAUCCCUGGGUUCACCGCCUUCUGCUCCGAGGACCAGGAGCUGCUACUGGAGUCAGCCUUCUUGGAACUGUUCAUCUUGCGACUAGCAUACAGGUCCAACCCUGAGACGGACAAGCUGAUCUUCUGCAAUGGCAUGGUUCUUCACCGCAUGCAGUGUAUACGGGGCUUCGGUGACUGGAUAGACUCCAUCAUGGACUUCUCCCAGAGCCUCCACCGCAUGAACCUGGACGUGUCAUCCUUCUCCUGCCUCACAACUCUGGUCAUAAUCACUGACCGCCAUGGCCUGAAGGAUCCAAAGCGGGUGGAGGAGUUCCAGAGCCAGCUAAUCACCUGUCUCAGAGAUCACGUCUCCAGCUGCGCCCCCGACUCCACUGGGCCCAACUACCUGUCCCGCCUUCUGGGAAAGCUGCCCGAGCUACGGACUCUCUGCACCCAGGGCCUGCAACGCAUCUUCUAUCUCAAGCUUGUGGACUUGGUCCCACCACCCCCCAUAGUUGACAGAAUGACCAUGGACAUUCUGCCUUUAUGAGAGCGAGAAAAGACAAUACCGACUGUGCACUUGUGCUGCUAAAGGGAUGAUAAAGGGACGUCAAAUGAUCAAGCAGUCUCAGUGUUGAGUAGGGACAAAUUAAGGAAACUAUGCUCCCAAAGAUUUCACGUGAAAGUAGUGAAUUAUACUGUAAGACUUAAAAAGGUAUGAAGCUAUUAAAGCACUAUCGUACUUGAGGAAAAAUUGACCUCUCUCGUUCAUUAGCAAUGGCUGUAGUACGGUGAUGAGAAUGUGAUAUCAUUGAAAUAGUUUUCCUUGUUUUGGUGCAGUAUUUCAGACUUAUGGCUUUGAGUGUGCACUAAUGAUCCACAACCAAAAUGGUUGACAGUGGUCAACUGUGGGAGAUGAGGUGAACGUGGUUUAUUUACACACAGCUUCAGUAGUGUAAUGGAGAGGGAAUAUCUCCAGAAUAGUUUUUUUUAUACGUAUAUAAUUAUAUUUUUAUAUACAUUUAGAAAACUAACAAACAGACCUUGUGGGAGAUCUGUUGACGUGCCCUGGUAGUCUGUUAGAUGACUAAUGUGACGUAGUUGUUGAGUGGUUUCACUGCAAGUAUUUUGUAUGUUUUAAACAUUCAAUAAAAUAAAAAAAGACCAUGGACCAAAAGCAGACUGUUAACAACUUAAAUACCACCACGCUAUGCUAUAAUGCAGAGUCUAUACAGUAGAUUCUGAUCAACAUAAAGGAAUGUAUUACAUUUACACGGGCCCUAUGACUGCAACGUCUUGCUAUAACAUCAACGUUUGUAUAUUAUGCCUUAGCUAUGGUCUUUUUAAGAUUCAGGUUCAAGAUUGUACUUGUAUUAUAAUGGUGUUAUUGCAUAUACACAAUGAAUCGACUGCAGCAUUGUGACUGAAACAUGUUACAAUCAUAAGGAAAUCUGAGAAGGUUCCCUGACCUACCAAUUGGAGAUAGUGUUGAUUAUCAUGAAGAUUAUGCUAUAUUUGUCUGUAAUGUUGUGCAAAUAUCACUGAAAUAUGGCAGCUAUAAUUGAACAGCUCAAACAAAUAUUACAACCGUAUUAUUGGUUUUUGCUUCUAUGAAUAUUAUACAUAGCUUAUUGUGACUAUUUCUGUGUAAUACAUGACAAUGAAUGUCUUUAAAUUAGCAUGGGUUACUUAAAGCCAUAAUCAGCAAGAUGUGCAGUCCAUGACAUUUCCAGA